Kwoniella botswanensis is the source of this 957-nucleotide messenger RNA. RefSeq lists its product as uncharacterized. Bases 1 to 957 code for a protein of 318 amino acids. The record is from RefSeq and is a predicted model, not a curated record. The transcript has a single exon. Gene Ontology annotation, cellular component: nucleus. NCBI's taxonomy places the organism in Eukaryota, Fungi, Basidiomycota, Tremellomycetes, Tremellales, Cryptococcaceae.
AUGACAGCCCUUCGAACAAUCCUAGUAGGCGGAGCUACAGGUCGACAAGGCUCGGCACUCAUCGACGCUUUAAUCUCCACGCCAGAUACCCAUUCGCAAUUCGUCCUCCUGGCGCUUACUCGGGACGCCUCAUCCGCCCGAGCUCAGAGGUUACUUAACAAAUCACCAAAGAUGAUCAAACUGGUUCAAGGAGACUUGAACAACCCCAAAGAGGUAUUCCAACGUGCCAGGGAAUCAAGUCCUGACGGGAAAGUAUGGGGAGUAUUCUCGAUGCAAGAUAAAGAUCCCAAGGUAUACCCGAAUUACCUUGAUUCUCCAGAGGUCAAACAAUCCUUCGGUCUGAUUGAAGAGUCUAUCAAGAAUGGUGUACAAUACUUUGUAUAUACUUCAGGAGAUAGGGGUGGAAAUGAGAAAUCGUGGGAGAACGAAACCAAUGUUCCUCAUUUCAGGACUAAAUACCAUAUCGAACGAUACCUCCUCAAUCAGAUGAAAGAAACCAACAGUACGAUGAAAUGGACGAUUUUCAGACCCACAAUGUUCUACGAGAACCUAGAACCGGGUUUCGAUAUCAAGAUAUUCAUGACUUCCUAUCGAGAUACCCUUAAGAACAAAAAAUGUCAAUGGAUAUCAACGAUUGACAUUGGCAUAUUCGUCUCGAAAGCUUUCCUCAAGCCUGAAGGAUAUCACGGUAAAGCGAUAUCUUUGGCAGCUGAAGAGUUCACGUUUGAAGAGCUAGAUGAGAAAUUCAAGAAGGUCACGGGAAAGGGUGUACCGGUCACAUUCGGAUUCAUGGGCAAGACUCUUGGACUGGCGGGAAAACAUUAUCAGGUGAUGUUGGACUGGUUCAGGGAUGAAGGUUACCAGGUUGACAUUGAGGCUUGCAAAAGGAUACACCCCGGGAUGAUGAGUAUGGAGGAGUGGUUGAAGGAGAAGAGUGCUUAUCCGAAGAAGGAAUAG